AUGGAACCCCCAUACCCCCUACAUCCCUCCGUUGCCGCGCGCGUCCACCCCGAAUACGCCGCUUUCUACAACAAAUACAUCAUCGACAAACAGCAAGUCCACCUGCAGCCCGUGUCUGCAUCGCGUGUCGGCGGCGUGAUCAUCCCCGGUGGCGGCGCGAUUCUACCUGUCGGCAAAACCGAGGAUUUCAGUAUUGAUCGUGUUGCCUCAAAAGGGGACGACGCGGUAAAAGUGCGCGUGUUCACGCCCGAGGGAACGGCGCCAGAAGCCGGAUGGAGUGUGUUUUUGUAUUUCCAUGGCGGUGGAUGGGUUUUGGGGAAUAUCGAUACGGAGAAUACCGUGUGCUCGAACGUGUGUAAACGUGCGGGUGUGGUUGUUGUCUCUGUUGACUAUCGGCUCGCCCCCGAAAACCCAUUCCCUGCGGCAGUCCACGACUGCUGGGAAGCCCUGCUCUGGCUACACUUGCCCUCGACAAUUGCCAACCUGCGCAUCAACACGCAGAGCCUGUCCACCGGUGGAUCGUCCGCUGGCGGAAAUCUAGCAGCCGUGCUCACUCACAAAGUGCUGCUGGAAUGCCCCGAAAAGAUCAAAUUCACAAAACAAAUCCUCAUCGUGCCUGUCACCGACAACACCGCAACCACCGAAACAAGCUGGUCAUGGAAGGAAUUCGAGCAUACGCCCGCCUUGCCCGCGCCAAAGAUGAUGUGGUAUCGGAACCAUUAUUUGCCAGAAAGUAAAGAAUGGGCCAAUCCAGAGGCGUCGCCGCUGUUGUAUCCCAAUCAAGACGGACACUGGGCAAAGUUGCCGCCUGCAGUGGUCGUUGUUGGCGGGUUGGAUGUGUUGCGCGGAGAAGGGGAGGCGUAUGCAGCGAAACUGGAAGAAAAUGGAGUUGAGGCUACGGUGCAUGUGAUGCAGGGCAUGCCGCAUCCGUUUUUGGCUAUGGAUGGCGUGUUGCAGGCGGGAAGGGAUGCUAUUACGCAUAUGGUGGAGGGGGUGAGAAGUACUCUGUAG
Molecule: messenger RNA, 1011 nt
Organism: Talaromyces rugulosus
Lineage: Eukaryota; Fungi; Ascomycota; Eurotiomycetes; Eurotiales; Trichocomaceae
Exons: 2
Coding region: 1-1011 (336 amino acids)
Molecular function (GO): hydrolase activity
Source: RefSeq, a predicted model, not a curated record